This is a messenger RNA of Microbotryum saponariae, 1024 nucleotides long. The record is from the annotation of a GenBank genome assembly. NCBI's taxonomy places the organism in Eukaryota, Fungi, Basidiomycota, Microbotryomycetes, Microbotryales, Microbotryaceae.
AUGUCAUCUACAGCAGCCCCUCCAGAUGCACCAAUUCAAGUGCUCUUAGACGACGUGCUCGAGAUUCCAGAUGAGCAAUUCGCCGCGAUGUCUCCUGUUGCCGAGCUCAUUGUCGGCGAGCUUCUUGCGUUCGAAUUUACCCGGCCUGACCUGACCGCAACCCUCGCCGUAUCCGAGUUCGAGCCGACAUUCCAUGAGCAUCAGAUUCGCCCCGAUAGCAACGCCCGUGUAUUAUUCAACAAAGCUCACAAUCUUCGAGAAUUGUACGCCUCCGGCUAUCGAUCCAUCGAGGUUCGAUCCCCUUGCACGUCGAUAGUGGAACACAUGCCAAUCGGUUCCGAAGCAUUCUGGCAACAUCUGGACUCUGUCGAGCAGCUGAAGUCAACCAUCUUGGAUAACGUUGAUUGGCUAAGCAAUGUUGAGGUCAAUGACAAACGCGACGCCGCGUACAUCAAGCUGGCAAGCGCCUUGCUUGUUGCAUUUCGAACCCCUUCACUGCAAUCGAGAAAAGUUGCUCAUCACGUCGGCGUCUGCAUGCACCACAGUGCGCUAUAUUUACACAAAGCCGUCACCAGCAAUGCCUCACUGCAGUGUUGAGAGCACCGAAUCCCUCGGACUCGUCUCCAACAUUGUGAUUCAGGAGCUCUUUCCUACGCAAGCCAGUUCCGGAGUCUUCACCAAUCGCAACAGCCGCGGCCAAGCUCGAAUCUUCUUCUUGAAUGGUCACCGGGCCGUCAGCUGCCUUGACACUUACAACUCGAGCAUGCAGACCGUUGAGCCCCCAGCUGGUUUUGGCUUCGACGGCCACACUUGGCGAGUCCUGGACCCACAGGCACAAGCGCGAUAUUACCAGCUGCAAAGCUUCAAAGGGGUCCUUGUAGCGUCGUUGGCCCCGAUUCGAAAGGAACUUGCGCAUGCUGGCGAGGAGAGGGGUAUUAAUGCAGACGGAGGGAGCGGAGCCGAUAAGCGGUCGGGAUCUUCGCAGGGUCCAAGCGGCCGGCUGUCAAAGCGGACGCGACGUUAG